UUGGAUCGGGUCUCUUGUGACUGAUCCGGGGCCACUUGCAUUCAGGAUAUAGUCAGGCACUGGUCAUGUUUCGGAAUGAUCAGUUUGUGAUUUGAAAUUGACUCCAGUUGUGUUUUUGGCAUUCGGAUGAUAUGAAGCGUAAACAUUAACAUAUCUGAAAUAGAUUUGUAAUUUGGAAAUCGAUUUCUUACUUUUGGAGGAGAUUUUGCCAACUUUGGAUAAAAGUGACAGAUGUGAUUAUGUUGCCGAUGUACCGUCAUAUCUGGUCUGCGCCGGAUAAUCUUCCCGCGCAGCAGAUGAGGAACGCACCGCCAGGAUACACCCCACGGCCUCGGAUGCAGGUUGCGGGGAUGAAGGAUAAGAUAGACAGACCUUCUUCAGCAGAUCCACAUAUCAAAAUAGCUGGGACGCCGGCAGCCGUGGCAAAUGCAAAGGAUCGCAUCAUGGAAGUCUUAGACACAAAAAGCAAUCGAGUGACGUUAAAGAUGGAUGUGUCCCAUACAGAACAUUCCCAUGUGAUAGGAAAGGGCGGCAACAACAUCAAGAAAGUCAUGCAAGAUACCGGCUGUCAUAUUCACUUCCCCGACUCAAACCGGAACAAUCAAGCGGAAAAAAGUAAUCAGGUCUCAAUAGCAGGGCAACCUGUUGGUGCUGAAAGUGCCCGAGCUCAGAUAAGAGAGCUCUUACCUCUAGUCUUCAUGUUUGAACUGCCAGUGACCGGCAUCGUCCAGCCAAUCCCCGACACAUCCUCGCCCCACAUCCAACAAAUACAACAGACUCAUAACGUGACCGUCACGUUUAAACAGCGCCCUCGCAUGUAUAUCACGACGGUGUUGGUGCGUGGCACGGUCAGUAACGCUAAAGCUGUGAAAGAGGCGACUGGUCUCGUAGUCGAACAUCUGACAGGAAAUUUAGGGCAAUCACUUCCUGUUAGUAUGACAAUGGAGAUAGCUCCCCAGCAUCACUUAUUCAUCAUGGGGCGCGGUGGCAUGCAUGUGAAACAGAUCAUGCAGAGAACUGGUGCUAGUAUACAUUUCCCUGAUCCAAACAAUGUCACGCCACAACGGAAGGGGACGGUCUACAUCACGGGAGGCAUUGAAAGUGUGUCUUUCGCAAGACAGCAACUCAUCGGUUGCUUGCCGUUAGUCUUGAUGUUCGAUAUGAAGGAAGAUCAGGAUGUAGAUCAGAAAAGAAUUGGUCAUCUUAUGGAGCAGCUCGAUGUCUUCAUAAGCAUCAAACCAAAACCAAAACAGCCAAGCAAAUCUGUGAUUGUAAAAAGUAUUGAACGGAACUCGGCGAACAUGUAUGAGGCUCGCCGCCUCUUGUUAGGGUUAGAACGUGACCCCGCUCUGCCACCACCUACCAAACUCGACAACUCGAUCCCCGGCCUCGGCAUGGGCAACCUCAGCAUGAUCGCCCCCAAUCUACUCUCUGUGAACACCGCCAAUACGUUACUGCUGAUGAAUGGGCACAAUACGCCUCACCCACCUGCUCAGAGUCCGGAACUGAGUCCGACAUCAUCGGCUCCGAGUCCCAGAUGGAUCACAUCUCCUUCACCAGGUUUAUUCAACCCUUUCAUGCUGGUGACCCAGUCCCCUCUUUGUACCGUCCAGACUCCCUAUGACGUCUAUGCACAAUGCAAUGGUAUCAAGGAUUUGAAUCAGAACAGUGCUUUAAUUCGAGUGCCUUCUCCUUCAGAAAAAGGUGCUAGCAGUAAUAAUGGUAGCAGUAGUACAAAUAGUCCCAUUCAGAGUCCGUGUCAGAGUCCCAGCGAGCUAGUGGGCUCUAAAGUCUCCUUGCCUCUCCCAGCUAGCUCACCCCUGACAGUCAACAAUGUUGAUACACAUAGACAUAUUCACAAUGGUAGCUUCCAGGAUAUAAUAAUACAGAAGAGGACAUCGCCUAACAAUAGUGGGUCUAGGGCCGAGUUAAUGGGCAUGAGGCAGCCGCCUGGGUUACCUGCACCACCUGGCUUACAGGGACCACCUCAGGGCAGCUACCAGGACAUGGUCAUACAGAAGAGGCCUUCACCUAACAACAGUGGCUCCCGGAUGGAGUUGACGGGUAUGAGACAGCCACCAGGCUUGCCAGUCGACCCAAGGAAACUAACUCCAAAUGGUGGUUACUUGGACAUAGUCAUCUCCCCCAGCAAUAGCGGAUCAGGGCAAGACUUGCGCGGCAUACGCCAGCCCUCUGGCUCCCCCUGUUUAAACCAGUCGAUCCUUCUUGAAGACAGCGUGAGGAAUGCCCCAUUCCAGUAUGCAGAAUAUGCUGAUAACCUCAUGGCAUUGCAGCUUGAAAGUAACACUAUGGACAAGCUGUCAGAGUCGAGCGUCGAGUCGGAUGGCUCCGACAAAGGACAGCUAAGCUGUGACAGGAAGGCCCCAGGCGCUGAGAGGCCCUCAAAUGUUGGCACUCUCUUCACGAAUAACUCACCCUUCCCUUUCGAUUAUGAGCAGAAGAAGAAGUUGGCCACGAAAGCCAUGCAGAAGAAGCCAGAUGGCGAGUCGCGAAUACCCACCGACAUCUGGUCAGGCUUGGGCUUCUCCAAGUCUAUGCCAGAAUCAGCUAUUCGAGAACAACGGCGCAAGCAGGCGAAUAUGAGAGCGUUCAAUGGCCUGACUGGUCCUAACGGAGUGAUCAGCGAAGGAACAGAGCCUGUAAAUGGUGACAUUGACCGUGAUCCUUGGAAGGACUCAAGAAUGAGGACAAAUAUUGAAGUUCCAAUUUCGGCUGCACCCGGUGACUUCCCGUACACCAGGAAUAGAAUGGAAUCCACAUCCCGCCUUGGCAGUAUGAGUAACCACAUGGAUGCCCCCGGCACAUGGAACUUGAACAAUGAGGACCAGGAUUUGGUUGACUUGUUCAGUAAAAUAGGCCUUGGCAAAUAUGCUGACUUGUUUCAGCAACAAGAGAUUGACAUGGCGACGUUCAUGACAUUGACGGACCAAGACUUGAAAGAACUUGGUAUUUCAACGUUUGGAGCGAGACGGAAGAUGCUCCUUGCUAUCGCUGAUUUAAGCAAGAAGCAGUCGCUAUUCCCACCAUCGCCGAGUCCAAGCCCGAGUAUUCCAACGUUCACAGAACCUCCGAGCAAUCCUUUUGCGGAGAAAGCGCCGAGUACCUUGAUGGUGCGACGUCAUGACAUCAUCAGCCAGAGUGGCCGAUGGUGAUAGAGGAAUAUUGCAUGUGUAAAUCAUCGACAAAAAUCUUGGAAUUUUAUGAUUGUGGACCUUAGCUAUCAAUAAUGCAUUUUGUUUAAAAAAACAGAAGAUUUCACUUUUGCUACAGAAGAGCUAAAAGAAGUCUCAGAUAUUACCUUUGGAAAAUUGCUAGCUGGUUAGCAUGCACGUCAUCUCAGAUAUUACUUUUGGAAAAUUGCUAGCUGGUUAGCAUGCACGUCAUCACAGAUAUUACUUUUGGAAAAUUGCUAGCUGGUUAGCAUGCACGUCAUCUCAGAUAUUACCUUUGGAAAAUUGCUAGCUGGUGAUAAUUAGCAUGCACGUCAUCUCAGAUAUUACUGUUGGAAAAUUGCUAGCUGGUUAGCAUGCACGUCAUCUCAGAUAUUACUUUUGGAAAAUUGCUAGCUGGUUAGCAUGCACGACAGACGAAGAACAGAAGUCACUUUUCUCUCAAUUUCUUGGGAGCGUCGCACUUUCAGUGGAUGCACUGAUGGCAAAGGAUACAUUCUUUUGGGUCACAAAUCUGUGUCAGUUGUGAUAUUUUUGGUUGUACAUGUUGUCGUGGGACAACUAUUGAUGCGGAGCACUUCUUUGAGAUGGCGAGAUGUCAGUUCUUUUAUGAAAAAAACAUGCAUAUUUUGUGCUGAAAUUUAAAGAUCUGUAUAUUUUUGGUGCUCUGUGGUGGAAGUGGCACUUUUUUUGAAUUUGAAGAAGUCUUGUUUAUUGAUUUAGAAGGUAAAUCAUUUGCCGAGUUUAAUCAUAAAAAUAUGAUAAUUUUUGAUUGUCAUUGUAAUCCACAGUUGAGAAGUCACCUGUUGGGUUUAUAUAUCAAUAAAAAUGGUCAAAUCUCUCAAAGAAUCUUUUCAAUUCAUCAAGUUGUCCUGUUUGUAGUUUCAAGUCUGUGAUAUAUCUCGGUUGACAACCUGUGAUUUCAUCCAAUUUCGAUUAAUAGAUUUGCUAACUAAGGUCCACGUUCUUUUGUUAGUGUUUCUUCAGAGAUCGCCACAUUCUGCAUAAUAUUGAGAUGUUAGCAUUUUAACCGGGUUCGAAAGACUUAUGGUCAUAUGAUGAGCAUGAACACGUUUAUUUAUAGUCGGAUGCCGAGUCACUUCUCACGUUUUUGAGCAGGAUAUAAAAUAUUGACAAUGGCAUGAUACGUUCCUGCUCACAGCAUCUUUUGAUAUGUCUUAUAACAGUUUCUUUUCUGAAUGAAAUUAUCAAAUUCAAUUCUUGACGAAUUUAUGAAUUGAAAUUGAAAUUUCGCCCAAAUGACAAAUGUGAGAAAGACAAGUUGGCAACAUGGUUGAAUGUCAGAUUUGUUCUGCAUCAAAAUGGUUAAUGUUGCCAGUUUGUUUGGUGUAAAUAACAUUUUAGAAAAGUGUAAACAUCGGUGAGAAAGUACCUCUGGUGAAGCCAUUAGUAAUUAGCAUCGUAGCACAAAGUGUGUGUUGACUUGUGAUAACGUCCAUGACCAUAAUUGUGUUGUGUGAUAUGGCACUUGUACUUGCACCAAACAGCCUUUUAUUUAGUUACAAAAUGUAAGAUUUAAUCUUUGAGGAUUUGAGAGCAGUAUUGGAAGAUACACUUCAUUCAAAUUUCGCCGCUUUUGUAGUUUGGAAUAUUUCUUAAAAAGUUGCUCUCAGUCCACAAGGCGUUAAAUCUCCGACUUUGUGGACAUUGUGGGUUCGAUCUCUGAAGAAAUGUUGCACUGUGUCAGGUCACCUGACCCAGAUUGGCUGCACAAUCAACUCCAAGCUGUAAGAGGGGGACAUCUCUCAUUGGUCAUUGCCAUGGCAACCGUUGCUAAGUUACCCUAAAUUUAGUUAUUGUUGUUAUUAUUUUUACAGUGGCUGUAAUUGCUGGAUAAUUUACUGUUCUUUUAGAUUAACAUUCAAAUCAACCAAUGUUUUGUAAUCAUGUAAUUAUAUGUAUUACAUGUAAGGGUAAGGAUAUUUUGUAAAAUAUUUUGAGGUAAUGCUGUAAUUCUACUCGAGCUCUAUGCAAAUGAUGACAUAAUAAUAUUGAUAAAAAAUUCUUGAUUUUUGUGGUCUUUUUUGGUUCAAUCAUGACAGAUUUUUUAAAAGUCCGUCAAUCAAGUACUAAUCAUGUAUUUGGUAAAUAAUAACUUGAGUUGAGUUUGGUUGAAAAUUUGUUACUUGGAGAUUUUAUUCCAAUGUUUAUUUUACUUCAUUGUUGGUACGUUACCAUUUUUGUGAGUUUUGCUGCCUCCUUUUGAAUGCGAAUGGUUCCCAUGGGCCAGCCAAUGAGAGUUGACCUUAUAUCCAGCUUGCGGUCAUGGUACAAUCAUGCAAUAUUGAAUGAUAUUAUUGUACAAAACUUUAUGAACACACGAAGAAAAUUGUUAUUCUUGGAGCAUGAACAUGUUAGGUAUACAAAGUGUGUUUUGAGUGACCAUUUUCAGAAUGGUAGACUAUGUACCUAUCUUGUUUCUACUCCAAGACUUUCAAAACCUUCUAAUUGAUUUUAGCCUAUUUUAUUUCACUAAUUAGUAUAAUUGAGUUAUUCUGUACGUUUGUAACUAUCUAAUUAAUCACGUACCUGUGAGAUUUAUUUUAAUACCAAAAUCAAAAUAUUAUUUUGUUGGUGUAUAAAGUAUAUAGCGAUGCUUCAGAUGCAAUAUACAAGCAUUUUGUGUAAUUUCAAGCUAAGUCAUAGAAAUUCAUUUGGCUGUAUGUGCUAGGUCUGUUUAGUUUUAAGGUAAUUAGCUGUUGACCACCUCAACUUGUAAUUGACAAGUUAAAAUAAAAUAAGUUUUUCUUGUUCAUUUGGUAAUAAUAAGCUUUAAAUUUUGAGAGCCUAUCAGGUCUAUUAAAAAAACAUCAAAUUUAUAAUGAUGAUUUCUUGGGGUGUUUCAACAGUCAGGCCACAAUACUUAGUUUUAAUAUUGCAAAAAGGUUUUAUUUAGAAUUUCUGUGGUAUUAGUUUUGGCCUCGCCUUCAUAUUAUAAUUGUGUAUAUAAAACAGAGAAGUUGUUGCCUAGGUUACAAGUGCCUGGUUAGAUUUGUAAUAUGAUUUUGUUAAACAUGAUAUGCUGAAAUCAUGUAAUGCUGAUUCAGAUUUUUUGACAAAAAAUUCCUAUCUGCUGAGAAGUGAAAUUUGGUAUAUGGUUGAUAAAUAGCUUGCCUAAGAUCACAAUUAUUGAUAAGUAGCUUGCCUAAGGUUGCAAUUGUAUGCUUCAGAGCAGGUCAUGUACAUUUGCUGAGUCCGCAGCAGUGAGAGAGAUUAAUCCAGUACCUGUGUUGUGUCCCCUGCUUGCCACUGUGGUGGAACUGGGCCUUUAAAGACCUUUCAUGAAGAUUUUUUUAAAAGAUAUAAAUAGCGUGUUAACAUUGUUAUCUGUUAUGGUCUGGUAUCAUUGUGAUAAUGUUAUACUGUGCAUAAUGGCACUUGUUAGAACAAUUAUUGGAGUAGUUGACCCUGUUGACGUUAGUACUGAAAGAUGGUUAGGCCACAACGUGGCUUCCUUGGGAGAUCAGUGAUUCUCUGCACCUGUUGCCCUCUGUCACCGCUCGUUGAGGUGUUGGAAUAAACUUUUCUCUUUAUGCAACACAGAGAUUAAGUAAUAAUUUACAGUAGGUUCUGAAAUGAAGGUAUGUUUUGAUUGUAAUGAAAAAAACUGCUUUAUUUGGUGAUGUUGAAAUGUUUAAAAUGCUGAUCACCAUUCAUGUUGGUUUAUCAAAUAAUAAUUAAGAUUAUGCAAAGAAUUCUGAAUACUGCUGAUUUCCUGAAUCUGAUUCUAAUUUUACCCCUUUAUUUCAUUAGCAUGCCCCUUAAACUUCUGAAGUAGGACUUUCUAGCUCUUCGCUUUGUCCAGAAAAAACCACAUGAAUUGAUCUUAUUUGUGCUAAAGUGAAUCUAAAUGAAGUUUGUCAUGGGCAACCUGACUGGUCAACUGGGCAAAUCGUGAACAAGCAAAUUCGAUUCAAAAUGAAUCUGAAAAUGUACAUAUAUGGAGCAAGGAACCAAGUUAUUUUUCUUUCCUUGUCGGAUAUCCCUAUCGUCCUCGCACUGGUCUUUGACUAGAAAUUGGCGUGUUGUAGAUUACCUGGCAAUUUGAACUGCUAAAUUUCACUUAAGCCAGUGAUCCCUUGAUCAGUGAAAACAAAUGUGCUAAAAUAAUUGAAGUGCGGACAGUUAUUAGUUAGCCUGAUUAUAAAUGCUUUUCAGUUCUUUCAUGACGAAAUCUUCUUAUGUAAAUAAACAAACCAAGCCGUGUAAUCUUUGAGGUGUAAAGUAUGUCCUGUAUCCUGUGUGACCUGAUGACCUCACUAACCAUGACCUACCUAACCAGCUUUGCUACAGGGAUGUAUGAUAACGAUUAUAACAAGACAAACGUGAUGCGGGCUUUGUCAUCGAAGCAGACAUGACACAUAGUUUUAUACAAAUAUUUUAUAAUCAUGAUUCCUAAUGCACUGGUUGUAUGUAUCAUUGUAUCCUAUCUUCUAUGUAUAUUGUACAUUAUACAGGGUGUAACAAGCGUGUGGUGGUCUGGCUUUGCUUGUCAUUUUAAAACUGAGCGGGCGUACAUCAUAGAUGUAUAUAUGAUAAGAUGGGAAUUUGAGCCUUGUGAGUGCACUGCGCAUGAGCUAUGCAUGAACUGCGCUUCGGAUGCUACGUAUAUGCUUAAAUUAUACCAUUCCCUCAACAGGGAAUUUUCAUCACUCUUUCUGUACCUUGAUGUAGUGACCAGCAAAACAAGACCAUUCUGUUUAUUUUGAAUCACCCUGUAAAAAGAAGUUUUCGUGUUCUUGCCUGAAAAUGAGAUGUUGUUGCCAGCAAUAAUCCUGUGCCUAAACAUCUGUUCUUUUUCUGAAUUUGUUGGGCAUGACUUGGGCAUGAAUCUUGGUCUCAACAACAUGUCAUUAUGUUCAUGGUUUAAAAAGGCAGUCAUGUUGCAUCCUGCUUUGUCAGCCUUCGAAGGAGCAAUGGUCUCCCGGUGAUAAAUGGAUUGUUGGUCAAGAACGCAGUCAUAAUAACCAUGACACAUGUAAUAAAGUACCCCACAAAGCAUGAGAUUAAUAACCCUCUUAAUAACCCUCUGAGGAGGUUUCCCUCUUAUUCUUGCACUCCAGCUUCCUAAACACCUUGGAAACACACUGAGUUGCCUGUUGAAAGAAAAACUACUGUCUCCAACUCAUUUACUCGAUGCCUAUCUGAAAAGUUAAUUUGACCAUUCUGACAUGUUUUGCAAUUGUGUUUAGUUCAAUAUUCCACUACAAGAUGGCUAUACAAUCCCACCUCCUCUCCUUUCUGUGCUUGGAGCAAUGAACCAACUCUCCUGAGACUUCUCUCACCGGUGUAAUAUCAGUGGUUGUUCACCAUAUGUCAGUGUUUCCAUACCAGAGACAGCUGGAGAGACCAUGACUUUUCAAUAGGGAAAACACUGAAUUAAAAGGGUCUAUCUGUCUUUCACUGUUCCCAAGUAAUGAGGGGAGACACUCACAAGUGUCCCACACUGAUUUGUCUGAAGUUCAGUUCAUGUGAUUGGCAUUCAGUUAUGUGAUGUCUUUCCAACACCUACACUCCCCUCUGUCUCGGCCCCUCCUUGUCCUUGUGCCAUACACAACAAUACCAUGUUUGAUCCUCCUUUGCAAUAAAUAUAUGUAAA
This is a messenger RNA of Lineus longissimus, 8811 nucleotides long. RefSeq names its product protein bicaudal C homolog 1-like. NCBI's taxonomy places the organism in Eukaryota, Metazoa, Nemertea, Pilidiophora, Heteronemertea, Lineidae. Gene Ontology annotation, cellular component: cytoplasm. The transcript is spliced from 19 exons. The coding region runs from base 240 to 3173 and encodes 977 amino acids. The record is from RefSeq and is a predicted model, not a curated record. Gene Ontology annotation, molecular function: RNA binding; protein binding.